Pelmatolapia mariae (spotted tilapia) is the source of this 933-nucleotide messenger RNA. RefSeq names its product putative gustatory receptor clone PTE01. Gene Ontology annotation, cellular component: membrane. The record is from RefSeq and is a predicted model, not a curated record. Gene Ontology annotation, molecular function: olfactory receptor activity; G protein-coupled receptor activity; odorant binding. Gene Ontology annotation, biological process: G protein-coupled receptor signaling pathway; detection of chemical stimulus involved in sensory perception of smell. The transcript has a single exon. NCBI's taxonomy places the organism in Eukaryota, Metazoa, Chordata, Actinopteri, Cichliformes, Cichlidae. The coding region runs from base 1 to 933 and encodes 310 amino acids.
AUGGGAAAUUCAAGUGAGAUUGAAGUUGUGUCAUUUGUGCUGGCUGCUUAUGCAAACAUUGGAGCUUUAAAAUAUAUGUUUUUUGUCAUAAUGUUGUUCUGGUACCUCUCUAUAUGUGUCGCCAACACAGUUGUUAUUGUGGUCAUACAUGUGGACAGAAGGCUACAUGAGCCAAUGUAUAUACUGCUUUGCAGUUUAUGUGUGAAUGAAAUAAACAGCAGCACAUCACUGUAUCCUCUUUUGCUCUCACAGAUCUUUUCAGACAGCCAUGAAGUGACCCUGCCGUGGUGUUUUCUGCAGAUGUGUUUUAUGUACAUAAGUGCACCGUCUGAGUUUUGGGGUUUAGCAGCCAUGGCAUAUGACAGAUAUAUCUCAAUUUGUCAUCCAUUACGCUAUAAUGUCAUUAUGAAUACAAAGAGAGUGUUUUUGUUGAUUUUGCUUGUGUGGAUUUUUUCGCUUGUUAGUUUUAUAUUCUCAUUUUCUUUCAUCUUUAGUUUGAAGUUUUGCAGAAAUAUUGUUGACAAUGUUUAUUGUGACCACCAAUUAAUGAUAAGACUUUCAUGUUCAGGUUCAACCCAGAGCUAUAUAUCUGAGAUAUUCUUUGCCAUUGUGAGUAUUUUCAUCCCAUUCACUCUCAUUUCAGUCUCUUACUUUAAGAUUUUGGCAGUAUGUCGAAAAACAUCAAUAGAAAACAAGCAGAAAGCCGUGACUACUUGCACUCCUCAGAUUGUCUCUGUGUCAAACCUGUUUGUUGGCUGCAUUUUUCACUCUAUUGACUUUAGGUUUUUAAUAGCUCGGGUACCAGACGAGGUCCGUAUAAUUUUACCUAUGUAUAUCCUCAUUUGUCAACCAAUGCUCACCCCAUUCCUGUAUGGAUUUAAUUUGCCAAAGAUAAGGCACUCAUUUAAAAGGCUACUUUUUAAAAGAAAAUAA